AGUAUAAAAGUGUGUUUAACCUAGCAUAGUCUUAUAAAGAACCAAUUCUUCACAGCAAUGGGUUCACCUACACUCAUCUCGGCCUGUAUCCUGUUUGUAUCCUGCUAUGUAUCCUGCAGCAAUGGAGAAUGGGUUCCUCUACAGGAUGCUGCUGAAGUACAUAAUGUAGUUAAACGAGAUGCUGAAGAAUGUUGUUAUGGACACCGUGGAAAGAGAGAUGCUGAUGCUGAUGCUCAUAGAAGUGGUUAUGGAUAUGGACAUGGAUAUGGAUAUGGACAUGGACAUGGAUAUGGUUCUGGAUAUGGUGGAUCCCAUGGAAGCUAUGGAUAUCCCAGUAAUAGCUAUGUACAUGGAUAUCAAAACAGUCAUGGUUAUGCCAAUAAUCAUGGAUAUGGCGGCGGCCAUGGAAUCCGUGGAAAGAGGGAUGCUGAUGCUGAUGCUGAUGCUCAUAGAAGUGGAUAUGGAUAUGGAUAUGGACAUGGAUAUGGCUCUGUAUAUAGUGGAUCCCAUGAAAGCUAUGGAUAUCCCGGUUAUAGUUAUGGACAUGGAUAUCAAAGCGGUCAUGGAUAUUCCAAUAAUCGAGGAUAUGGCGGCGGCCAUGGAAUCCGUGGAAAGAGGGAUGCUGAUGCCAAUGCUGAUGCUGAUGCUGAUGCCGAGGCUAACGCUUUUGCCUCUGCUGAAGCUGAUGCGUCUGCUGAUGCUGAUGCCUCUGCCUCUGCUGAUGCUCAUAGGUCCUAUGGUCAGGGAUAUGCUGGACAUUAUGGAGGAUACAACGGAUACUAUAGUGGAAGCUAUGGAUAUCCUAGUUAUAGCCAAGGACAUGGAUAUUACAACAGCAACAACUAUGGAUAUGGAUAUGGAGGUUAUCGUGGAAAGAGGGAUGCUGAUCCCCAUAGGUCAUAUGGAGGAUAUCAUGGAUACAAUGGAUACAGCAACGGUUACAGGGGAUACAACAAUGGAUACAAUGGAUACAACAACGGUUACAGGGGAUACAACAAUGGAUACAAUGGAUAUUACAACAGUGGAUACAACAGUGGUAGAUAUUCACAUGGAUAUCAUCAUUAAUUAAAAUCUUUAUGAUAUCGAUAGUAAUUACUAUAAAAAUCUUCAAUGCCCAGAUUUAUCAAGAAUUAAAUAGUAAAUGUUAUGAAAGUAUAGUUAAUACUUUAUAAUGACUGUUAGUAAAUAUUAUAACCGAAUAAAUUCUUUCCCGUACCCAUAUA
Eurytemora carolleeae is the source of this 1223-nucleotide messenger RNA. Its product is annotated as prisilkin-39. Bases 58 to 1065 code for a protein of 335 amino acids. The record is from RefSeq and is a predicted model, not a curated record. The transcript is spliced from 5 exons. Lineage: Eukaryota; Metazoa; Arthropoda; Copepoda; Calanoida; Temoridae.